AUGGCAUCAAACGAUCAUCUUAUCGUUAUGAACGCCUACGCUCUUUUCUUGGCUCUCGCCGUCAUUUUCGCUUCUGCUGAGGCUGCUAACCGUUAUGGAUGGCCAGAUUCCUAUGAGAGAUUCCUUGAGAGACAAGGAGUCUGGGACUUCAAGAAACACGAGGUGACUUCCGUCUACAAGCGUCGUGGAAGCUACGAACGUGACCUCCGUGAUCUCUUUGACGAUUGGAAGAAACAAACCAGAUGGGGACAAAAGGACUACAAAUCCAACAAGUACUCACCACCAAAGGGAGGUUUCGGACGUUACGGAUUCCCAGGAGGAAAGUAA
Molecule: messenger RNA, 327 nt
Organism: Caenorhabditis remanei
Lineage: Eukaryota; Metazoa; Nematoda; Chromadorea; Rhabditida; Rhabditidae
Exons: 2
Coding region: 1-327 (108 amino acids)
Source: RefSeq, a predicted model, not a curated record